Messenger RNA from Owenia fusiformis, 2431 nucleotides. The record is from the annotation of a GenBank genome assembly. NCBI's taxonomy places the organism in Eukaryota, Metazoa, Annelida, Polychaeta, Sabellida, Oweniidae.
AUAUAUGGCGCGAAUUUUGAAAAUAUUUAUUUAUGAACUAAGUAAUAUUUAACAGCUGUGUGUUUUGAAAAACAUAUUUGUUUCGUUCUUCUACAUAUGUUUGACGUUGCUCCCAAUCAUGUUUUUUCUAUUGGGAGGUGAUCCCGGGAAAUUCAACAUCUGGAAGGCGGGAUAAUUGCACUGAACGAAAUGCGUGGACUGCAAAUUUAAAAAUGUCGAAAAAUAAUACUCCUGAAUCUGAUUCAAAAUUAUCUCUAUUAGGAGAAUGUAACAAUAAUAAAAACUAUGCAGCUAUGUGUAAAAAUAAGUCAGUGACGUGUAUAUAUAGUAAUGAAUACAUGAGAUUGUGCGAUACGCUACCAAAUGUCAUUGGAAGGGCGAGUAUGGUCCACUCAUUAAUGGCGGCAUAUGGUUUGAUAGAAAACCUCAAGAUGGAAGCCCCAAAGAUGGCCACCACUGAACAGUUAGCGACCUUUCACUCUCCCGAUUACAUCACAAUGGUACAACAACUGAGUCUCAGAGAUGACGAUGAGAAAUACACAGAAGAAGCUGAACAAUAUGGAUUAACCUAUGAAUGUCCAGUUUCAAGGAAUACAUUUAACUAUGCUGCAUUGGUGGCAGGUGCUUCUAUACAAGCUGCCCAACAGCUAAUAGAUGGCACCUCUAGAAUAGGAAUCAAUUGGUAUGGUGGUUGGCAUCAUGCAAAAAGGGAUGAGGCAUCUGGGUUCUGUUACUUCAAUGAUGCUGUUCUGGCCAUCUUUAAGCUGCGUGAGAAAUAUGACAGAGUACUUUAUGUGGACCUCGACUUGCAUCAUGGGGAUGGUGUUGAGGAUGCGUUUUGUGCCACUUCUAAAGUGAUGACAGUAUCAUUCCAUAAGUUUUCUCCAGGAUUCUUUCCAGGAACUGGAGAUGUGACACAUGUAGGACUUGGAAAAGGCAAAUUCUAUUCUGUCAAUGUUCCACUUAGAGAAGGCAUCCAUGACAAACAGUUUAUAUCACUAGUAACACAGGUACUAUCAGAGGUCAAAUCAGCCUACAAACCCCAGGCAGUUGUAUGUCAAUGUGGGGCAGAUGGCCUAACAAGGGACCCAAUGUCGUCAUUCAACCUCACAUUAAAAUCCCUUGGAGAGAGCGUCAAGGGAAUCUUGGCUUGGGAUCUUCCCACUUUACUUCUAGGUGGAGGAGGUUACAAUAUAGCUGAUACUGCCAGAUGCUGGACUUACCUGACCUCCAUUGCUCUCCAGGAAGAUCUGCCAGAUGAUAUUCCUGAACAUAGGUACUUUACCAAAUACGGACCUGAGUUUGAGCUCCACCUAUCUGCAGGAUUUAGAACUAAUAAAAAUGAUGCUGGUUAUCUGCAAGAAAUAACAGAUGAAAUAAUGGAAAAUCUUGAGGAAAUUAGGUGACACAAGCAACAAACUGGACUCAGAAAUCAAUAAUUAUAUUAUGUACAUUGAAUAAGAAAUGUGUUUGCCAGUUUGAACAUUUUUCCAAAUAUAGUACCCAGGACAUUAUGCUGUAAACCACUUAAUGAGGAAUAUGUCUCAAUGUAUUUUAUGUUUAUAUUGAAUUCAAAUACUGCUGUACAUGUAUAUGAAAAUAAAUUCCUCAUACUGAAACAAAGGGCGGAUCAAAAUACUGAUUGUCUGUAAAUAUUCCAUCCAUUUCAUUGUUAACUGUAAAUUCAUAAUGCUGUACAGCAGAAGUACCCAUAAUGAUGGCUUCUUAUAAGAGAGCAUGUGUUAAGAUUGAAUUUAACUUGAUGAAAUGACUUGAGUUUAGAAAUGACAUUACAAUAUCAAUCCCUGGAUGCAGGCAUAAAAAUGUGUCACAGAUUUGAACAAUGCAGUUGUUAAACAAAAAUCAAUCAUUGAUGUUUAAUAACGAACAGUAAAGAAGCAAUCUGAUUGGUGGAGAUAACUCUGUAUUUAGCUAUGGUCAAAUUGUCCAAAAUGAUAGAAAUACAUUAUAAAUUAACAAUUAUAACAGUUCAAAUAUAUCACAGUUUAAAUGUAAAAAAAGUCCAACAACACUCUAUCAAGAGAGCAAGGAUUGUCCAGAACACUACAGAACAAAUAUAUAAUGAACAUUUAAGAGUUCCAAAAUGACUGCAUUAUGGACUGAGAGUCCAUAAUGCUGUAAAUACACCCAGUAACAGUGUAGCAUAAAGAGCAGGUUUAAACGAUGGCACAUCAUUGCUUGAUUGCUGGGCUGAGGCAGCUAACCUGUCUUUUGUUCUUGAGCUAGUUCUACGAUUUCUGCCAUAUUCUCCAUUAAUGGCAGCUCUGGAAGAAUCAAGUUUUAUUACACGUACAUGUACAAUAAGUUAUAUUGAAAUGUAUGAAUCCAAUUAUUGUAUUCACUUGUAAAUAUGUCAUGUAAAUAUGUCUUGUUGAAAAUAAAUGCAUGUUAUUUUUUCAAAACCAGUUAA